GUUACUCUUAUCAUAAAAGUAAAUAUACUGUAUUCCUGUAGUCAAUUAGUUAAAAGAAUGCGAUAACUAUUUAGGUUAAAGAGAUAUUUUUAAGAUAAAAAUGUCCGAAGAUUGUUCGACGUUACAAGAGGAAGAAAGAGAAGCUUUAUUAUCUAUUUACGAUGGCGAUGAAUCUUUUAAAGAAGUGUCACCCACAGUCUAUCAAUAUAAGUAUGGUGAAGAUGGUGAUAACAAAUCAUUUUUGUUGGAGGUGGAGUGGCAUUGUAAUUAUCCGACAGAAGCACCAAAAAUAAAUUUAGAUACUUUUUAUAAUAGACAUAUAGUGAAUUCUGUUAAACAAAAUAUAAAAGAUAGAAUUGUAAUAGAAGCAAAUCAUUAUUUAGGGGAGUCUAUGACUUUUACAUUAUUUGAGUUUCUUAAAGAUUUAGCAGAAGAACUGACAGCAGAUCAACCAACUAAAGAAGUAAUUGAAAGCAUGACAAAACUUACAAUUGAAAAUGACGAAGAACUAAUAAAGAAAAAUGCUGUAAAAAAAGAUUAUAUGAGUAAAUCUCAAAAAAGAAAACAAUGGGAUCGCUUGGAUGCCAAAGGAGAAAAACCUCGUGGUUACGAUUGGGUUGAUGUUGUUAAACAUUUAUCACAAACUGGAUCAUCUAAAGUUGAAAUUUUGACUUAAAUUAAGCAAUUCUGUGAUUUUUUUUUAGAAAUAUAUAAUAUUAAAUUAUUAUUAAA
This is a messenger RNA of Daktulosphaira vitifoliae (grape phylloxera), 732 nucleotides long. RefSeq names its product RWD domain-containing protein 4. The transcript has 5 exons. Gene Ontology annotation, molecular function: protein binding. Bases 101 to 676 code for a protein of 191 amino acids. NCBI's taxonomy places the organism in Eukaryota, Metazoa, Arthropoda, Insecta, Hemiptera, Phylloxeridae. The record is from RefSeq and is a predicted model, not a curated record.